Exophiala aquamarina CBS 119918 is the source of this 1365-nucleotide messenger RNA. Its product is annotated as mannan endo-1,6-alpha-mannosidase. NCBI's taxonomy places the organism in Eukaryota, Fungi, Ascomycota, Eurotiomycetes, Chaetothyriales, Herpotrichiellaceae. The coding region runs from base 1 to 1365 and encodes 454 amino acids. The record is from RefSeq and is a predicted model, not a curated record. The transcript is spliced from 2 exons. Gene Ontology annotation, molecular function: mannan endo-1,6-alpha-mannosidase activity. Gene Ontology annotation, biological process: carbohydrate catabolic process; fungal-type cell wall biogenesis.
AUGAAACCCUUCCGAAGAAGAUCGAUGCUCCCGCUGUUAUCAGUACUAUUCGCUGCCCAAAAUGCUCUCGCCAUUGAUAUCGAUCUAUCAAGCCCGGACUCGAUGAAAGCAGCCGCUAAAAUCGCCGCAGAUGAGAUGGUCUCAUAUUACACCGGCUAUCGACCUGGAGAUGUCCCCGGUAACUUGCCAGCUCCCUACUUCUGGUGGGAAGCUGGUGCCAUGUUUGGAGCAUUGAUAGAUUACUGGUAUUUUACCGGUGACGACACCCAUAAUAAUAUCACCACUCAAGCUAUGCUUCAUCAAGUCGGCCCGGAUUGGGAUUUCAUGCCUCCCAAUCAAACCAAGACCGAAGGCAACGAUGACCAGGCUUUCUGGGCCAUGGCAGCUCUUUCUGCUGCAGAAAACAACUUUCCUAACCCUCCCCCGGACCAGCCACAGUGGCUAGCACUAGUGCAAGCCGUCUUUAACACACAGGCCGCUCGAUGGGAUCUCGCUUCUUGUGGUGGUGGCUUGAAGUGGCAGAUCUUCGCCUUCAACAACGGUUACAAUUACAAAAACACCAUUUCCAACGGUUGCUUUUUCAACAUGGGUGCACGUCUUGCCGUUUACACCGGUAACCAGACCUAUGCCGAUUGGGCAAACAGAGUCUGGGAAUGGACGUCUGCAGUCGGUCUUAUGGAUGCCGAUUACAACUUCUUUGACGGCAGUGAUGAUGAUUUGAAUUGCACAGAGCUUGAUCACAUCCAGUGGACGUACAACGCAGGAACGUAUCUUGUUGGAGCAGCCAACAUGUACAAUCACACUGGUGGCGACCCACUCUGGGAAGGCCGUCUUCGAGGCAUCAUCGGUAGAAUUCAAGAGAUCUUUGUCAGAGACAACAUCAUGUUUGAGGUUGCAUGCGAGGACAUCGAUACUUGCAAUAUUGACCAGCGUUCCUUCAAAGCUUAUCUUGCCAGAUGGAUGGCAGCGGCCUGUGUGAGAGCCCCAUUCACAUAUGCCCUACUGAAGCCCAUCUUGGAAGCUUCCGCCACAGCUGCCGCCAAAACCUGCACCGGUGGGGCGAGCGGUACUCAGUGUGGUCUGAAAUGGACUCAACAAAGUUUUGAUGGCUGGACCGGAGUUGGCGAACAGAUGUCAGCUCUGGAGGUUUUCCAGUCCAAUCUCAUCGAAUACUCCGCGGGACCUGUCACGGACGUAACCGGUGGAACCAGCCAAGGUGAUCCCAAUGCCGGCACAAAUAGUGCUAUCGGCCCCGAGGACCUCAACCAAGAACCCGUGACUACCGCCGAUAAGGCAGGCGCAGGUAUCUUGACUGUGUUGGUAAUAUUCGUGGUAGUGGGAGGCGCAUGGUGGUUAGUGGUUUAG